CCUGUUUCUUCGACACUUAUGUAGUUGAAAGAAUCAAAUUAGAUCAGAGAAAGUUCGAUUCCCUCAUAGGGGCUUUUCUUUGAUCUCUCUUUCUCACAUACGCAGAGAGCCCUAUCCUUCAGCAUCUGCAACUUGAAGGAUGAACAGAGCAAUUGUGAGAAAAGUUGUGACCAUUGUUCACACAUUAAAAUUUCCAAAGAAGGCUUUCACUAAUGAUGCAGCUGCUGGAGUAUCUAGUGCUGACUCUGUUCAAUUUAAUAAUGAGGAGCAUAAGCUUGGUAUGACAACUAAUAUGGAUGAAUAUGAUGUUGCUAUUGUUGGAGGAGGCAUGGUUGGCAUGGCUCUUGCUUGUGCUUUGUCAAACAUGCCAUUGACAAAGCACUUGAAUAUUGCCAUUAUUGAUAGCAAUCCUGCCUUGGGAAGGAGAGAUUGCAUAAAGAAAGAUGACCUCCCUGAUGCAAGAGUCAGCACUGUCACUCCUGCAACAAUUUCCUUUUUCAAAGAUGUUGGUGCUUGGGAAUAUGUUCAGCAACAUCGACAUGCAUAUUUUGAUAAGAUGCAGGUUUGGGAUUACACUGGAUUAGGAUACACCACAUACAAUGCUAGAGAUGUAGGUAAAGAAAUACUUGGGUGUGUGGUGGAGAAUAAAGUGCUUCAUAGCUCUCUGUUGUCGUGCUUAGAGCAAAAUGCAGAGUUCCAGAAGACAAUCUAUCCGUCCAGGUUGUCCUCAAUGACUUUAGAGUCACGCUCUCCAUCUACAGAGACGGGGUUCUCUCCAUCAGCAACGACAUUGCACAAUUGUGGGUGUUUGGCAAAGUUGGAUUUGAGCGAUGGCAAAAGCCUAUAUGCAAAGUUGGUGGUUGGAGCUGAUGGGGGCAAAUCACGUGUUAGGGAGUUAGCAGGAAUCAAGACUACAGGAUGGAGCUAUCCACAGAAUGCAGUCAUUUGUACUGUUGAACAUGAUGUUGAAAACAAGUGUGCAUGGCAGCGGUUUCUUCCAUCUGGUCCAAUUGCCCUUUUACCGGUGGGUGAUAAGUAUAGCAAUAUUGUUUGGACUAUGAAACCAAAAGAAUCUUCAGAACAUAAAUCAAUGAAUGCGGAUGAUUUUGUUAAAGCAGUAAACAAAGCACUGGAUUAUGGUUAUGGUCCUCACCCUCAGUCAAGCUUCGUUGGUAACUAUGGAGACAGAUUUUCUUGGUUUCCCGCUGCGAUGACUCCCUCAGCAAAUGAACACUUUGAAGUUCCUCCCAAAGCAGUCAAGGUGGCCUCUGAGAGAAUGGCGUUCCCGUUGUCAUUAAUGCAUGCCAAUGAUUAUGCAUCAAACCGUGUGGUUCUUAUUGGUGAUGCAGCACAUACUGUUCAUCCUUUGGCCGGCCAAGGAGUCAAUUUAGGCUUUGGAGAUGCAUUUUCUCUUUCAAAGGUCAUUUCUGAUGGCAUAGCAGUUGGCUCUGACAUUGGGGAGGUGUCUUUGUUAAAGAAGUAUGAAGCAGAGAGAAAGCCAGCAAAUAUUAUGAUGACCGCGAUCCUUGAUGGUUUUCAGAAAGCAUACUCUCUUGAUUUGGGACCACUUAAUAUUUUACGAGCUGCUGCAUUCCAUGGUGCACAGUAUAUUGCACCAGUGAAAAGAAAUAUAAUUGCAUACGCUUCAGGUGAGCAGAAAUGGCCACUAUUCUCUUGAGACAACAGAAAUAGCUAGCCUUGGAUCUGGUAACUUGUUUUCAUUGAUCAGUAUGAUUAAUUUUUGUAGUACGUUGUGAAUAUGAACAAUAUUCCCCUUUGUCGUCAUUGUAAUAUAGAAAUAACUGGUCAAUUAGAAAAAUGCAGAAAGCCAACUACAAAUUUCUGUUGGAGCAUAUCCGUGUAGCCAAUUGGUAAACUAGACAAUCAUAUACUCUUUCAAUUGCUUGAAUU
Telopea speciosissima is the source of this 1911-nucleotide messenger RNA. Its product is annotated as ubiquinone biosynthesis monooxygenase COQ6, mitochondrial. Gene Ontology annotation, molecular function: FAD binding; 2-octaprenyl-6-methoxyphenol hydroxylase activity; oxidoreductase activity, acting on paired donors, with incorporation or reduction of molecular oxygen, NAD(P)H as one donor, and incorporation of one atom of oxygen. Gene Ontology annotation, cellular component: mitochondrion. Gene Ontology annotation, biological process: xanthophyll biosynthetic process; ubiquinone biosynthetic process; carotene biosynthetic process. The transcript is spliced from 10 exons. The coding region runs from base 140 to 1678 and encodes 512 amino acids. Lineage: Eukaryota; Viridiplantae; Streptophyta; Magnoliopsida; Proteales; Proteaceae. The record is from RefSeq and is a predicted model, not a curated record.